Molecule: messenger RNA, 899 nt
Organism: Theobroma umbraticum
Lineage: Eukaryota; Viridiplantae; Streptophyta; Magnoliopsida; Malvales; Malvaceae
Gene: CUTA
Product: Nitrogen regulatory PII-like, alpha/beta
Biological process (GO): response to metal ion
Molecular function (GO): copper ion binding
Source: RefSeq, a predicted model, not a curated record
UCGAAGUAAACUCUUACUCAAGUAAUGAACCUUCUCGCACCGAAUACUAUAAAGAGAUCAACCCAAAUGGCUUCCACUCUCUGCUGUAAGGGAUCGUGGCUUGUUUCAUCCACCACAAUACGACGCCGUCUGCCACUAGUCGGUGCGUUUUGCGUCCUCAGUUUGGGGUUUUCCAAUCUCUGCCCGACGCUUUCGUCUUCCUCUAACUGCAAAACGGGUUGCGCUCAGUCUCUCCCCUUUGUUCCUCUUUUAAGAUCGAAGUUUAGUACCCAAUCACCAGAUAAGCCCGUCCACGCUGUAAAAAUGGAAGGGAGUAGCAACACUGUUCCAAGCAUCGUCGUUUAUGUUACUGUUCCUAACAGAGAAGCAGGUAGGAAGUUGGCUGAAAGCAUUGUCAAAGAGAAACUUGCUGCAUGUGUAAACAUAGUACCAGGUCUUGAAUCAGUGUAUGAAUGGGAAGGAAAGAUCAACUCAGAUCCUGAGGAACUGCUCAUAAUCAAGACAAGGCAAUCCCUCCUGGAAGCGCUGACAGAGCAUGUCAAGGCAAAUCAUGAAUACGAUGUACCAGAAGUAAUUGCCUUGCCAAUCACUGGUGGUAGCCCCCAGUAUCUAGAAUGGCUCAAAAACACUACAAGGGACUGAAUUUCUCGGAUGUAGUAUGGUGGCUUGAGUGUGUGAAACCAUUUUAAGUGUGUACCUCAUGGGUGCUGCAUCUCAUACAUAUGUUUGUUGCGCGGAUGAAUAGCUUCUUCCGACUCGAAUAAAGGUUGCGUCAGUUUAUUAAUAUAUGAAAGCUAAAAUCUGUUUAUGAUAGGACGAAAUGUUUUUAUAGUUGGUGAUGUUGUAAGUAAGACAAGUAUUUGCUUUUAUAAAUACAACCUAUUAUCUGUCCUUGCUUA